AGAAGGGAGGUCUAGUUGGAUAUUAGAUGCGUAGCGAAAAUAGGGUGUGAAUGAAGGGAAUGAAGGGGGCCAAGGGGGAUAUUCUGAUGACAGAGGAGGGGCACUCGUGGUAAUUCCUUCAAACUCAGGUUGGUUUUUUCGGGCGUCUACGCUUUUCUCUCCCCCCCGUUUACUCUCGUCGUCCUCGUCCUCAACAAUACCUCUUUCUCUCUCUCUCUCUCUCUCUCUCUCUCUCCACUGCCCGAAAACCCAAAUCCAUAAAAAAGGUACGGGUUUUAAAACGGUGAAAAAACGUGGAAAUUCCCAAUCUUCUCCCUACCCAUCUGAAAUUCCCAAUCCUCUAAGCGAGAGAGAGGGAAGGAAGGAGAGAGAGAGAGAUUCAUCUUUCUCCGAAUUCCGCUCGUGUCGGAAUUCCCGUCAUUCCAUCCCAUCCACAAUCCCAAUUCCGUCGUAGCAGUGGGAUCACCCUCGAUUUGCAUCCGAUCGGUGCUUUAAUCACAGCCCUUCGAGCUCCCCUACAGCCCAGUGAAUGGCGUUCUGAGUGUACACCAAAGGAAGUCCAUCAUCUGCAGAAAGAUUGCUCUUACGCAGGGUUCAUUGAUCGGAUUAUCUACGACUCCUGGGGUUAAUUACAGCCUAUAUAAUCAGCUAAUGAAGAUGUCCAAGAAGGGUUGUAGGUGAUGUAAAUAUGGGGCUUACAGUGUCACCUGUUUUGUUUUGGUCUGUUAUUGUGAACGUUUCUGUUGCGAUGGAACUGCAAGUUAUGACUGGUGAUGGAAGGUGUCCAUGUUGGAAUUGAGGAAUCCUAAAUCUUGAUGUAUUUGAUAUUUAGCGGUCUACGUCAGAAAGAUGCAUGUGCAGGCACAUAUGUCUGGACAGAUCUCAGGGCAGGUACCUAAUCAAUCUGGCCCACAGUUGUCUGGCCUACCCCAGCAGAAUGGCGGUUCUCUACCUUCGCAGUCACCAAGCCUAGGAAGUAUGCGGAAUACACACAACAUAGAUCCCGAUCUUGCCAACGCACGCAAAUGCAUGUGGGAAAGAAUCUUCGAGCUUUUUCAGCGGCAACAAGCUUCUCAUCAAUGGCAGCCAAGGCUAAAUGAACUUGUGAAGCGCUUGGAGGAAUCCCUGUUUAGGAAUGCUACUUCAAAGGAGGAGUACAUGAACAUGGAAACACUGGAGCACCGGUUGCAAACUUUGAUAAAAAAUAUACCUCCCAAUAAUCAAAGCCAUCAGUUACCUACAAUGAUACCAACCCCCGGCAUGUCACACAAUAGCGGUUCAAACUCGACAGUCCCUUCUUCUGGGGACAACUUCUCUAGUUGUAGUACAGUGCCACCGAAUACAAUAAGCACAGGGAACUUGUUACCUACUGUUAAUGGUUCUAAUGGCGGUGUUAACGGCAGUUCCUUCAAUGCAUCUGAUGGAUCCCUACCUAAUGGAUAUCAGCUGUCGCCUGCCAAUAUUUCUAUUGGCUCUGGUGGAAACAAUAUGAUGUCAUCAAUGGGUGUGCCCAGAAUUGCUAGUCAAAUGAUUCCUACUCCGGGAUUGAGUAACCCCCAGUCAAUGUCCAUGAAUUCCGAAUGUUCUAAUGGGGGUGGGUUUUCUAGCGUUGAAUCCACACUGGUAUCACAUCAGCAACAACCAAAGCAGUAUAUUGGAGGUCCAAACAACCGCGUAUUGCAUGGCCUGGGCACCGGAAUGAGGUCGAACUUGGUGCAAAAACCUUCCUCUUAUGGGUUUUCAAAUGGGGCUGUGAAUGGUGGGCUAACAAUGACUGGGAACAAUAUACAAUUGAUGAAUGGACCUGCAGCCUCUGAGGGUUAUAUGAGUGCCUCUACCUAUGGUAAUUCUCCCAAGCCUCUACAGCAGCAUUUUGAUCAGCAACGUCAGCAACAAUUAAUGCAGACAGCAUUGCCUCAGCAAAUGAUUCCUUUGGCAGAUGUAUAUGGUAUGAAUGUUGCUGAUCUCUCCAGGUCAGGAAACUUAUAUGGCUCUACAACAUCUGUUGGCUAUACAAUGAAUAACCAGAAUGUGAAUUCUGCGGGCUUGCAGUCUAAGCCGAAAACAAAUUCGGGCUUGUUGGCACAUCAAUCUAACUUGCAGACAAUGCAACAUACUACACAUAUGAAGCCUCAUAUGGUUGAUCAUUCAGCAAAGAUGAAUUUCCAGUCAUCCCAUUCAACUCAAGAGCAUUUGCUACAACCUCAGCAGCAGAUGCAAAACUUUCAACAACAGAAACUUCAGCAACAGACCCAUCAACCGUAUACACAGUUUGUUCAGCAUCAGCAUCAACAAAAGCAGCAAAAUCAGCAACAUGAACAGCUUUUGUUGAAGAAUGAUAUUUUGAGGCAGUCACAGCUAGCGUCCAAUAUAGGUGCUCAAAUAUUGCCCGAUCAUGGAAUGGAAUCCCAUAAUGAAGCUUUGCAUCCUAAGGUUCCCGAACACCUUUCUGAGUUGCAAACCCAAUAUCAGCAGAACAUUUCUGCUGAAGAUCGUUCUAAAGGCAAUCAGUUACUCUGUCAUUCAUCACGACCUCAGGAUUUUCGGGCUUCACUCUCACAGACUUCACAACAAAUGCAGCAAAUAUUGCAUCCACAUCAACAAACCGCAGAGUCGCAGAAUGAUUUCAGUUGCCUCUCUGCCGGGUCACAACCUGAGGCACUCAUGCAGGGCCAGUGGCAUUCUCAAUUGCAAGAGAAAUCUCAUUUGCAGGACAACUCUUCACUUGAGCAGCAUGUGCAAGAGGAGUUUCACCAAAGGAUAACAGGACAAGAGGAAGCUCAACGACCUCAUCUCUUAGAAGGAUCUAUUACUGUUCAGGUUGCUGCUUCAAAAAUCACUGCAGUUCCCCAAGUUUCAAGUGGAGCUGCCUGUCGACCCAAAAAUACCACUCGUGAACAGCAAUACUAUAAGCAAAUGAGGUGGCUACUUUUUUUGAGCCAUGCUCGGAGAUGUUCAGCUCCAGGAGGAAAAUGCCCAGAACCUAAUUGCAUUAAGGUUCAAGAUCUGUGGAUGCAUAUGCAAAGGUGUAAUGGAGGUCCAUGUGGGUAUCCACGCUGCCGAGAGUCCAAGGGACUGAUUCAUCAUCAUCGAAAUUGCCGAGAGCCAGAUUGUCCUGUGUGUACGCCGGCCAAUAAUUUUAUAAAAUCACAAUGCAAGGGACGCCCUCGUCCUCCACCUGAUCCUGGUUUAGCGAAUUCAGUUAAUGGCUCCUGGAAACCUCUUGAUGUUGGAGGUGCUUCUACAAUGACACCAAAGACCAUUGCAUCCACGACUGAAACUUCAGAAGAUCUGCAAUCGGCGAAACGUGUGAAGAUGGAACAUCCUUCUCCUUCUCUUGUGCCUAAGAAUGAAAGUUCUCCGGCAUCAGUUCCUUUAAUGAACCCAUCUCAUGCUUCACAGGAAGCACAGCCCCAAGUAUGCCAACAGGCAGAAGUGCCUAUUUCUGCUGAAUCUGAAGUUAUAGAAAAGGCGGAACCAUCUGUAAGUUCUGGGCGAGGAAGUUCUCCAAAUUUGAAUAGUAUCAAGAAAGAGGAUUCAGAGAAUGUAUAUGCCGCAAAGCCUGAAGUUGAGGCUAUUCCAGAUGAACCUGCUGGUAAUUCUAAGCAAGAACAUGUGCAGGUUGAGAAUGAGAUUGAUCAGGCUAAGCUGGAAUUGAAACAGGAGACGACUGCGUUGCCAGCGGACCAGAUGUCUGGAACAAAAUCAGGGAAGCCAAAGAUAAAAGGUGUAUCAUUGACGGAAUUGUUCACUCCAGAGCAAAUUAGGGAGCAUAUUAUAGGCCUCAGGCAAUGGGUUGGCCAGAGUAAAGCAAAGGCUGAGAAAAACCAAGCAAUGGAGAACUCCAUGAGUGAGAACUCAUGCCAGUUGUGCGCAGUGGAAAAGCUUACAUUUGAACCACCACCUAUAUAUUGUACACCAUGUGGUGCUCGCAUCAAGCGGAAUGCGAUGUUUUAUACCAUGGGAAGUGGUGAUACACGGUACUACUUCUGUAUUCCAUGCUACAAUGAGGUCCGCAGUGACAGUAUCGAGGUUGAUGGAGUUCCUAUUCCCAAGGCGAGACUGGAGAAGAAGAGGAAUGACGAGGAGACUGAGGAGUGGUGGGUUCAAUGUGAUAAAUGUGAAGCUUGGCAACAUCAAAUAUGUGCUCUUUUUAAUGGCCGAAGGAAUGAUGGUGGUCAAGCGGAAUACACUUGCCCUAAUUGCUACAUAGGGGAGAUAGAAAGAGGAGAGCGUAAGCCCUUGCCACAGAGUGCUGUUCUUGGCGCAAAAGAUUUGCCAAGAACAAUCCUGAGUGACCACAUCGAGCAGCGACUUUCUAGACGACUGAAGCAGGAGAGGCAAGACAGGGCAAGGUUUAUUGGGAAGAACAUUGAUGAGGUACCGGGAGCAGAAUCACUUGUAAUCAGAGUAGUUUCAUCAGUCGAUAAAAAAUUGGAAGUGAAGCAGCGGUUUUUGGAGAUUUUUCAAGAGGAGAAUUAUCCAACAGAAUUCCCAUACAAAUCCAAGGUCAUUCUGUUGUUUCAGAAGAUAGAAGGUGUAGAAGUGUGCCUUUUUGGCAUGUAUGUCCAGGAAUUUGGCUCAGAAUGCCAAUACCCAAAUCAACGGCGUGUUUAUCUUUCAUAUUUGGACUCUGUCAAAUACUUCAGGCCUGAGAUAAAGACAGUGACUGGGGAGGCUCUUCGUACAUUUGUCUACCAUGAAAUUUUGAUAGGAUACCUUGAAUACUGCAAGAAGCGGGGUUUCACAAGCUGCUACAUUUGGGCUUGUCCUCCAUUGAAGGGUGAAGAUUAUAUUUUAUACUGCCAUCCUGAGAUUCAAAAGACACCAAAAUCUGAUAAACUCCGGGAGUGGUAUUUAGCAAUGCUAAGGAAAGCUGCCAAGGAAAAUAUCGUGGUUGAUCUCACUAACUUAUAUGACCAUUUCUUUGUCUCUACCGGUGAAUGUAAAGCUAAGGUAACUGCAGCUCGUUUGCCAUAUUUUGAUGGUGAUUACUGGCCUGGUGCUGCGGAAGACAUGAUCAAUCAACUUCGUCAAGAAGAAGAUGGUAGGAAACAACAGAAGAAAGGAAAGACGAAAAAAACUAUAACAAAAAGGGCCUUAAAAGCUGCUGGCCAAGCUGAUCUUUCGGGCAAUGCCUCAAAGGAUGCUUUACUAAUGCAGAAGCUCGGUGAGACCAUCUGUCCAAUGAAGGAAGAUUUUAUCAUGGUUCACUUGCAGCAUGCAUGCAAUCAUUGUUGUCACCUUAUGGUAACUGGAAAGCGUUGGGUUUGCAACCAAUGCAAAAAUUUUCAGCUUUGUGACAGGUGUCACGAUGCAGAGCAAAAGGUCGAUGAAAGGGAUAGACAUCCCAUCAAUAGUAGGGAGAAGCAUGCACUCAAUCCAGUGAGUCCUCUAUUUCAAAAGGUUGAAGUGAAUGAUGUUCCUGCAGAUACCAAAGAUAAAGAUGAGAUUCUUGAAAGUGAGUUCUUUGACACCAGGCAGGCAUUUCUGAGCCUUUGUCAAGGAAACCAUUAUCAGUAUGAUACUCUACGCCGAGCGAAGCAUUCCUCGAUGAUGGUCCUAUAUCAUCUUCACAAUCCAACUGCACCUGCUUUUGUGACCACAUGCAAUGUCUGCCAUAACGACAUUGAAGCUGGUCAAGGAUGGCGUUGUGAAAUCUGCCCUGAUUUUGACGUGUGCAAUACUUGUUAUCAGAAGGAUGGUGGUGUUGAGCAUGCUCAUAAGUUGACAAAUCACCCAUCCACAGCUGAUCGUGAUGCACAGAACAAAGAAGCUCGGCAAAAACGAGUUUUACAGCUUCGGAAAAUGCUGGAUCUUCUAGUGCAUGCUUCUCAGUGUCGCUUUCCACAAUGCCAAUACCCAAAUUGCCGCAAGGUUAAGGGGCUUUUCCGCCAUGGGAUACAAUGCGGAGUUCGUGCAUCUGGAGGUUGUGUUCUUUGCAAGAAAAUGUGGUAUCUCCUUCAGCUCCAUGCGCGAGCUUGCAAAGAGUCAGCAUGCCAUGUACCCCGUUGCAAGGAUCUGAAAGAACAUUUGAGGAGGUUGCAACAACAGUCUGAUUCUCGGCGGAGAGCUGCAGUAAUGGAGAUGAUGAGGCAGAGAGCUGCAGAGGUUGCAGGGAACAAUGGAUAAUCAAGUUGUACAGUGCUAGGGUUAUUAGGAGAAAGCUCAAAGAGGAUUCCAAGAAGAGACUGUUGGAAUGGGCAGUUGGACAAACAGCCAUUGUAGGGCAAGAAGCUGGCCAGAUGUAGAAAGAGGCUGGGGGAAGGGAUGUGCUCAACAAUAGUCAAGAAGAAAAAUUCCUCUUGGAAGAAGAUGGUCAUCACCGGCCUGGAUGCUUGCUUCCCCUCUACAAUAACCUAACCAUAUCUGCCGUCCCACCUGCCUGCUUGCUCGGCGUUCCCGACCUUGCUGGGGAGGUGAUUCUUUGAUUUAUCCUGUAUUCCGGUGCGCCAUCUUACCCAUGGAUGGCGGUUGUACUAUAAAAUGGUCCUAAUUUGUCAAGUCUUCCUUUAGUGGAAAUUCGGGGGGUUGGUUUUUUUUUUUUUUUUCUUUUUUAAUAUGUUGUUCUUUCUUUUUCUUGGGAGGGGCAGCCCGUGCUGCAUUUGUUUCACCAUGCUGUCCUUUUUCUUUUUGUAGAAUGAAUGCCUUUCUAUUUAAAAGAAGAAAAAGAAAAUAAGUACCCAAUGAUCUGAAUGAAGUCUUUCAUUUACGGCAA
Magnolia sinica is the source of this 6718-nucleotide messenger RNA. RefSeq names its product histone acetyltransferase HAC1-like. The transcript has 18 exons. Gene Ontology annotation, molecular function: histone acetyltransferase activity; chromatin DNA binding; zinc ion binding. The coding region runs from base 850 to 6132 and encodes 1760 amino acids. Gene Ontology annotation, cellular component: transcription regulator complex; histone acetyltransferase complex. Lineage: Eukaryota; Viridiplantae; Streptophyta; Magnoliopsida; Magnoliales; Magnoliaceae. The record is from RefSeq and is a predicted model, not a curated record. Gene Ontology annotation, biological process: positive regulation of transcription by RNA polymerase II.